AAUAUAAAAAGUUUACAGGAUAUUGCCAAGAUCUUCAGUGAAAAUCAAGUGAAGAAUGUAGUUGUUGUGGCUGGAGCUGGUAUUAGUACACCAAGUGGAAUACCAGACUUUAGGACACCAGGAACUGGUUUAUAUGACAAUUUACAGCAGUACCAGAUUCCAUAUCCUGAGGCUAUAUUUGAUAUAGAUUACUUCCACAGAAACCCUAAACCUUUCUUCACCUUGGCCAAAGAACUGUUCCCAAGUUUAGGCAACUAUAGACCCAAUUAUAUCCACUAUUUUGUGAGAAUUUUACAUGAAAAAGGAAUGCUACUGAGAAUGUAUACACAAAAUAUUGAUGGUUUAGAGAGAUUAGCUGGAAUUCCACCCUCAAAAUUAGUUGAAGCACAUGGAACGUUUGCUACAGCAACAUGUAUACUCUGUGGUCAUAAAUGUGAUGGAGAUGACAUCAAGGAUAGAAUAUUAGAUGAUAAAUUGCCUAAAUGUAAAAAAACCUCUUGCCCUGGAAUGGUCAAACCUGAUAUAGUAUUUUUUGGUGAAGAUUUACCGAGAAAAUUUUAUUAUCAUCUUAAAGAUAUGUUACAAGCUGAUAUCAUUUUAAUUAUGGGAACAUCAUUAGAGGUUCAACCAUUUGCUGGUAUUAUAGAUUCUGUAAGAUGGCAGGUCCCUAGAAUAUUAUUUAACAGAGAUAUAGUAGGACCAUUUCGUCAUCAACGUAGAAGUAAAGAUGUUGUAGCAGAAGGAGAUAUUUUAGAAACUAUGCAGAAAUUUGUAGAUAUGAUUGGUUGGAAAGAGGAAAUAAAAGAAUUAAUAGUCAAAUCUGAA
Lottia gigantea (owl limpet) is the source of this 825-nucleotide messenger RNA. RefSeq lists its product as hypothetical. The annotation marks the transcript as partial. The transcript is spliced from 7 exons. Lineage: Eukaryota; Metazoa; Mollusca; Gastropoda; Lottiidae. The record is from RefSeq and is a predicted model, not a curated record. Gene Ontology annotation, molecular function: histone deacetylase activity, NAD-dependent; NAD+ binding.